GGCACGGGAGCGGGCACGGCCAUGGGCCCCCCGCACCCCUCCCGCGGGCCCGGGCCCUGCCCGGCCCCCGCCGCCCUCCCCGGCCCCUCGGCCCUCCCCGGCCGGGCGCGGGGGCUCCGCGGCAUCGCGGCCUUCGCCCAGCGCCCCUCUGUGCCCGCCGCCGCCUCCCCCGCCGCGACGUCGCCGCUCCCGGCGCUGUUCCGCGGGCUGGGCUUGGACGAGCGGCCCCGCGAGCGGCCCCUGGGUCGUGGCGGCGCUGGCGAUGGGAAGGCUCUGGCGCAGCCCAGCCCGGCACGGGACAAGGAGGAGGAGAAGGAAAAGGGGGCAGCGCUGGUGGCGCUCCCCACGCGCGGGCAGAUCCGAUGGCAAGGCCAAGGGGACGCGCCGCCCACCCGCCCUGGAGGAGCCACCACUGUGCCCACCCUGAGCUCACUCGGCCCCCUGCGCCCCCCCAGGAGCCCCCAGCCGGUCCCCCCAGGGGUGAAGGGACCCGCUGUCCCCCUGGGGCUGAACUUGGUGAGGAUCCACUGCCAGAACGAAGUUGUCUACCAGUACCAUGUGACCUUCAGCCCCGAGGUGGAGUGCAGGAGCACUCGCUUUGCCAUGCUGAAGGAGCAGCACGCUGUCACUGGGGACGUGUUGGCCUUCGACGGCUCCAUCCUCUUCCUGCCCAUCCAGAUUCCCAAGGUCAGUGUGAAGGCUCAGAGGAAGAGCAAUGGGGAGGAGGUUUGCAUCACCAUCCAGAUGACCAAGGUCCUGGAGGCCAGCUCAGAUCUCUGCAUCCCCUUUUACAACGUGGUUUUCCGGAGGGUGAUGAAAAUCCUAAACAUGAGCCUGGUUGGGAGACAUUUCUUUGAGCCUGCCCAGGCCACCACCUUGCAUAAACACAGCCUCCAAAUUUGGCCGGGAUACGCCGUCAGCAUCCGGAAGAAGGACGGCGGGCUCUUCCUCAUGGUGGAUUCCAUCCACAAAAUCAUCCGCAGCGAGUCCGUCCUGAGCGUGAUGCAAACAAUCCACUCCCAGAGCCAGAAGACGUUCCAGGACGAGUGCACCAAGGAGCUGGUGGGCAGCGUGGUCAUCACCCGCUACAACAACCGCACCUACCGGGUCGACGACAUCGACUGGGACAAGACCCCCAGGGACACUUUCACCCUGGCCAGCGGGGAGGAAAUCACCUUUGUGGAGUACUACAGCAAAGCCUAUGGGAUCACCAUCAGGGAUCUGGACCAGCCGCUGCUCAUCCACAGGCCCAAGGAAAAACAGACAAUGUACAGGGAGCGUCAGCUGGACAUGGUGGUGCUGGUGCCAGAGCUCACCUUCCUGACCGGGCUGUCCGACCUGCAGAAGAACAGCCGGACGCUGAAGGAGGUGAUGUGGGAGAUGAUGCAGAGCCCCCAGCAGCACCACCUGCGCCUCACCAACCUCCUGCGCCAGAUCCGCGACAGCCCGGAGGCCUCCCAGGAGCUGGAACGCUGGGGGCUGCACCUGGACACGGAUAUCUGCAGGACCCAGGGUCACAUCCUGCCCUCGGAGCGGAUCAACCUCCGGCACCGCUCCUUCUUCCCCGAGGAGGACCUGAGCUGGCACAGGGAGGUGACCAAGGAGGUGUCCAUCUCGGCGGUGAGCCCACCACGGGAACAGCCUCCCCUUGUCUGGGAGCUGGCCUGGGUUUUCCUAAGCGCUGGCAUUCCGGCUGAGCUGCCUCCAGCUCAAACCCUUCCCUUGUUUAUGUUGGAUUUGAGCUUCAGCCUGUUUUUCCGAAGGAGCUGGAGAUCUCCAUAAAUUCCUGGCUCCUGGUUUAUCCCAAGCGGCUGCAGCAGGUGGCCCAGGACCUGGUGGCAGCCGUGAGGAGCGCCUGUGGAGCCAUGGGAAUGCAGGUGGGACA
Corapipo altera (White-ruffed manakin) is the source of this 1885-nucleotide messenger RNA. RefSeq names its product piwi-like protein 2. Gene Ontology annotation, molecular function: piRNA binding; protein binding. Bases 22 to 1782 code for a protein of 586 amino acids. The transcript has 14 exons. The record is from RefSeq and is a predicted model, not a curated record. Gene Ontology annotation, biological process: regulatory ncRNA-mediated gene silencing. Gene Ontology annotation, cellular component: P granule. NCBI's taxonomy places the organism in Eukaryota, Metazoa, Chordata, Aves, Passeriformes, Pipridae.